GGCUUCUGGUCCGAACGUCGCGAGGGGGCGGAACUACGGAGCCUCGUUACCGUUCCACCAGAAAGAAGGCUGUUCCUUCUCGCCCGGUCCCUCUCCUCCGCACGCGUCAAGAGCGUCAUCGUCUCUCGAGCCAAUUACAGCACGUCGCUGCCUACCGAGCUCUCUGAUUGGCUGAGCGGAAUCGAGGCCAGGCGGAAACAGAGUCGACUGGGAAGGCGGACCGAGCCGGGAAGGAUGGAGGAUGGCGGAGGGGAGUUGGGGGGCUAUUACCCUCACCAUGCGCAACGAGCUGUUUGUGACUCGCGGGCCAAGUACCGAGAGGGGCGGAGGCCCCGAGCUGUUAAGGUUUAUACAGUUAAUUUGGAAUCUCGGUACUUACUAAUUCAAGGAGUUCCUGCUGUGGGAGUUAUGAAGGAGUUGGUUGAGCAGUUUGCUUUAUUUGGUGCUAUUGAACAGUAUAAUGCUCUAGAUGAGUAUCCGGCAGAAGAAUUUACAGAAGUGUAUCUAAUUAAAUUCCAAAAAUUGCAAAGUGCAAGGGUAGCCAAACGAAAAUUGGAUGAGCGGAGUUUUUUUGGUGGUUUACUUCAUGUGUGCUAUGCUCCCGAAUUUGAAACAGUCCAAGAAACCAGAGAGAAACUACAGGAGAGGCGACGAUAUAUAGCAAGAGCAACUGGGAUUAAAGAAGAUAAAGUCCAACCUCUAACAAAGAAAGGACUGUAUACAGAACAUAAAGUUACAAGAGAUCUCAGAAAUGACUUGCAAUCAAAGGCAUCUGAAUUUUGUGCAACACCUUCAAACACUUGUACUGAGAAUCCAUGGAAUUGUCUUCCUAACUCUCGGAAUUCAGCUGCAUGUCAUGUCUCCUCCAAGUAUGCAACCUCCCAGUCAGGAGAGUUCUUAGAGGGAACACUGGUCUCCCCUCAGCAUGACAGAAACUAUAACCAAACUAUGUCAAGUUGUAACCAGAAUAACUCUUUGAUUCAGAGUGUAGAGCUGCAGCUACCUAAAACUUCAGUAGACUAUCCUGGACCACCAAGGAUUAUUCCCUCUAAUAAUGGAAUUGCUAGAUUCAUGCCUCGAACAACUCAGCUGCAAGAGCGAAAACGGAGAAGAGAAGAAGACCGUAUCCUUGGAACUUUUCUUGAAACAAACCCAAGAAAUAAAGAGGUUAUUAUUGGGCCACAGCUACCAGAAAUCCCCAAAGUGGAUAUGGAGGAUGAGUCUUUAAAUAUGUCAGCUAAUUUAAUCCGGAAUAAACUUAAGGAGUUAGCACAAACAGGAGAAGAGCCCCAAAAGACCCCUGCUGUCUCCAGCCUGUGGCCUCAAGGAGACCUAAGAGAGUUAAGAAGACCUGCGAGCCAGAGAGGCAAGCACACACCAAGAGUGAGCUCCUGGUGUGGCCAAGGGCUUUUGAUGGUAAUUUCUUCCCAACCAAAACCUUCAGAGGAAAAGCUGGAAAAUACACAUAUAAGUCGUCCAUUAAAACAAAGAAGAAGAAUAUAGAAGACAAUAGAUCUUGAAAUCAACAUGUUACCUUUUCCAAAAGAGAUCACUUACGUUACUUAAAUUUAUAACUUUUAUUACUAUUUCAUAUUUGUAUAUCCUUUGCACAUUAAAUAAGGUAAAUGAGUCAAUCUUAUCUUU
Molecule: messenger RNA, 1644 nt
Organism: Dromiciops gliroides (monito del monte)
Lineage: Eukaryota; Metazoa; Chordata; Mammalia; Microbiotheria; Microbiotheriidae
Gene: RBM48
Product: RNA binding motif protein 48
Exons: 6
Coding region: 235-1503 (422 amino acids)
Cellular component (GO): nucleoplasm
Molecular function (GO): nucleic acid binding
Source: RefSeq, a predicted model, not a curated record